Messenger RNA from Rasamsonia emersonii CBS 393.64, 1011 nucleotides. RefSeq lists its product as uncharacterized. The coding region runs from base 1 to 1011 and encodes 336 amino acids. Gene Ontology annotation, cellular component: nucleolus. The record is from RefSeq and is a predicted model, not a curated record. Gene Ontology annotation, molecular function: DNA binding; histone binding. Gene Ontology annotation, biological process: nucleosome assembly; regulation of DNA-templated transcription. Lineage: Eukaryota; Fungi; Ascomycota; Eurotiomycetes; Eurotiales; Trichocomaceae. The transcript is spliced from 2 exons.
AUGAGUUUCCUCAGUUCCGUCCUCUCGUCUAUCGAGACUGGUAAACCGACGUCUAUUCCGCCGCCGCCGCCACGACCUCCGGCUCCCGCCGGCUCAGGUGCAGCUCACAAACGUGAUGGCCAGAAACCUGCAUCCGCCUCGGUAAACACGAAUGCAACCACCCGGAGCGCAAACACGACGCCUGCGGGAACGAAGCGGAAAGCAGAAGAACAGCUCCACCGUCCUGACAAGCCGAAUGGUCCAACCGCAAGCAGCGCGACAUCAAAAGCGUCCUCUGCUGCGUCUGCUGCAGCGAAACCCCAGCAGAAAUCAGCAAACAAUGAUUCUACAGCUUCUCAGAAGCCUUCGCCGGCCGCAGUUUCUUCUAAGCCUCCCCCAAAGGGCUCCUUCGCGGAUUUGAUGCUCAAGGCUAAGGAGGUGCAGGAAAAAGCGCCGAAGGUCGGGCUGCUGAAGCAUCAAGCGGUCCCGAAGGAGAAGCUGAGUAAGGCAGAAAAGAAGAGAAGAGUCAUGGAGGCGAUGGCAAAGGAAAAGGAAGCUCGUUUAGCUAAGAAAUCUGCUUCGACUUCGAGUCCGUCUGCUGCCACCAAGGCCAGCGGUAAACCGGGUGAAGGAUCGUCAAUCAAACGGCGCGAGACGGAAGAGAUUUCGUACAAGGGCACGGCACGUCCGAUGCAGCCUGCCUAUAAAGGAACGGCUGGCUUGCCCUCGCGGCACUCGGCGGGCGGUCGCGGAAGAGCCGAACCCCGCCGCAGCAGGCCAUCUCGACUGGACGAAUAUCUUGGAACUGACGAGGAGGAUGAGGGUGAUUACUAUGAUGAUUACGAUGACUACUACUCCGAUGAUUUAUCCGACAUGGAGGCUGGGCUCGAGGAUGUGGAGAGGGAAGAAGAAGAGGCGCUCCGAGCUGCCAAACAGGAGGAUGAAGAAGACAUCCGGAGGGAGAUGGAAGCCAAGAAAGCGAAGAUGGAAAGGAAGAAGAAGUUGGCUGCGCUGGCUUCCAAGUCCAAAUGA